AUGGCUGAUGUUGCCGACUUGAAUGUCAUGAAUGGCACGGAUAAUGUAGCAGUUGUGAGUGACUUAAAUGUUAUGGAUAAUGUAGAGGUGACGCGUCCCGACUCGGAACCGGAAAAUGCUGAAAAUGAGAUUAAUCAACAAAGAAAAACCAAACGCUCAAAACCGGGUCAAAGUCAUGUUACAAAGAUCAUUGAUACGAUUGGUAGAGAAGUAGCAAGAAACUUUGAGCUGUUUCUUGAAAAUUAUAAUGAACCUAUACCAGAUAGUGAAUGCGAAACUUACGAUGACUCUUCACCCAUUUGGUACCCUUAUCUCGAGCAAAUCGUAAAAUUGCGACAUCAAAGAAAACAUACGAUUUACGUGGAUUUUAAGAAACUCCAACGCCAUGCAAGUCUUUCAACUUGGCAAGCAAUCCGACAGCAUUAUCAUAGAUGUGACCCCUUCCUUCGUCAGGCAGUUCGAGACCUCGUGGCAAAAUACGAUGAAGCAUAUCUCUACAAAGCACCAAUUAUAGACAUCAGAUUGGAUAAUCAACCCUUAAGUGAAUUUUGGGUUGCUUUUUAUAAUAUCCCGGCGCCAUUGUGUAUACGUGAAUUGAAAAGUGUCACGAUUGGACAAUUGAUAAAAAUUCAGGGAACUGUGACGAGAACUAGUGAAGUUCGACCCGAAUUAUUAUAUGGAACUUUUGUUUGUGAUGCGUGUAAAAGUAUCGUGAAAAAUGUCGAACAGCAAUUCAUUUAUACAGAGCCUAAAAUGUGCCAAAAUCCUACUUGUGCAGCACAAAAGGCCUGGUCUUUAGACAUUGAACAAUCCAGUUUUAUCGAUUGGCAACGGGUUCGUAUACAAGAAAAUCCUGAAGAAAUACCCACUGGAAGUAUGCCAAGAACACUUGAAGUCAUUCUCCGAAAUGAAAUGGUUGAAAGGGCAAAACCUGGACAAAGAUGUUACUUUACCGGAACUUUGAUUGCUAUUCCUGACAUUAAUCAACUUGGAGUUCCAGGCAUAAAUCUUGCUUCUAAUCUAAUAUUAUGCUCUACGGCGGAAAUGCAACGCGCCGCGCGUACUAGAACAUCAGAAGGAUAUGGAAAUGCUGGUAUUACUGGAUUAAAAGUUCUAGGUGCUAGAGAUUUGACAUAUAAAAUUUCUUUCUUGGCGUGUAUGGUAGAGGGCAUAUCUUCUAAGUCUGACAUUGAAAGUUCAAAACCAGAAGGAGAAAUAACCGAAGGGGAAUUCUUAAAAAAUUUGUCGCAACAAGAGUUAGAAGAGUUGCACGAUUUGUUACAACAUCCAAAUCUUUACAAUUCACUGGUGAAAAGUAUCGCGCCCGCUGUAUUUGGUCACGAAAUAAUAAAGAAAGGAAUUCUGCUUCAAUUGCUGGGUGGCGUGCAUAAAGUCACUAUGGAAGGAAUAAAUUUGAGAGGGGAUAUUAAUGUUUGUAUUGUGGGAGAUCCUAGUACAAGCAAAAGUCAAUUCCUAAAAUAUGUGUGCUCCAUUCAUCCAAGGGCCGUCUACACUUCUGGAAAAGCCUCAAGUGCAGCUGGUCUGACUGCUGCGGUUGUUAAAGAUGAAGAAAGCGGGGAAUUUACGAUCGAAGCUGGCGCUUUAAUGCUGGCAGAUAACGGCAUUUGUUGUAUUGAUGAGUUUGAUAAGAUGGACAAAAAAGAUCAGGUUGCCAUUCAUGAAGCAAUGGAGCAACAGACCAUUUCUAUUGCUAAAGCUGGAAUUCAUGCGACUUUAAAUGCGCGGACAUCCAUCUUAGCAGCAGCAAAUCCAAUUGGAGGCCGAUACAAUAGACGAUAUACAUUAAGGCAAAAUAUUGCCAUGUCGGGUCCAAUUAUGUCUCGUUUCGACCUCUUCUUUGUAGUAUUGGACGAUUGCAAUCCAGAAUCGGAUAAACAGAUUGCUCAACAUAUUUUAAAUGUCCACACACAUAAAGAUGCAGUUCUGAAUCCAGAAUUCACUACCGAACAAAUUCUAAGAUUCGUUCAAUUGGCGAAGACGCGCAAACCUAAAUUUACCGUUGAAGCUGCCGAGUUGAUCAAGAGGAUGUAUGUGCAGUUACGAGAAGGAGAUUCCCGUGGAUCCGGCACAAAUUCAUAUCGAAUCACCGUAAGACAGCUUGAAAGUUUGAUUCGAUUAUCCGAGGCCAUCGCUAGGGCUUAUUUAUCAAACGAGAUUAAGACAAUAUAUGUGAAGGAAGCUUGUUGGCUUCUCAAACAAUCCAUCAUUCACACUACAACUACUGAUCCGCAAUCAAAUACAAACAAUGCAAGUCCACCUCGGAUGACCAUUACAUGGGAAGAUUUUAAUCAGCUCAAAAAUAUGGUACUUUCGCGUAUUCACGAGGCUGGCGGAUGGAUUGUGGAGUCGGAAUUGGUUGUUUGGUAUCUAGAAACCAUUGAAGACCAGAUGGGAACAGAAGGAGACAUGGAUACGGAACAAUUAAAAUUUAAACAAGAUGAAGUGAGAGAAAUUGAAGAAGAGGAAAAUGAAACAACAGCAGCAGCUGUAGUACCACCUACAAUAGUAAUAGGUGGGUUACAACAAGAACCAGUUGCAGGACCAUCGAUAGUGGAAAGUCAAGAACAAGGACAAUCAACAGAGUUUUCUCCAAUCGUAGAGAAACGUAAAGUCCUAAUCGUACAUCCGAACAUUGAUUUGGAUACAAUAUAA
Molecule: messenger RNA, 2673 nt
Organism: Ambispora gerdemannii
Lineage: Eukaryota; Fungi; Glomeromycota; Glomeromycetes; Archaeosporales; Ambisporaceae
Source: the annotation of a GenBank genome assembly